CGGGGCGGGCCUCGGAGCGCUCGCAGCCGCUCGCUGGCUCCGGGGCCGCGGCGGCUCCUCUGCCGGGUCGCGCCGGUCGACGGGCUUCGGGCGGCGGCUUGGGCGGCCUGCGGACGGACGGGUGGGUCGAGACGCAGGCCCGCGCCUGCCGUCUCGCCUCCUGCCAGCGCGGAGCCCGAGCCAUGGCCGCCUCGCCGGGCUCGGGCAGCGCCAACCCGCGGAAGUUCAGUGAGAAGAUCGCGCUGCACACGCAGCGGCAGGCCGAGGAGACGCGGGCCUUCGAGCAGCUCAUGACCGACCUCACCCUGUCGCGGGUUCAAUUUCAGAAGCUUCAACAACUGCGCCUUACACAGUAUCAUGGAGGAUCCUUACCAAAUGUGAGCCAACUGCGGAACAGUGCUUCGGAGUUUCAGCCGUCAUUUCAUCAAGUUGAUAACGUCCGUGGAACCCGCCACCACGGGCUGGUGGAGAGGCCAGCCAGGAAUCGCUUCCACCCCCUUCACCGAAGGUCUGGGGACAAGCCAGGACGGCAGUUUGAUGGUAGUGCUUUUGGAGCCAAUUACUCUUCACAGCCCCUGGAUGAGAGUUGGCCAAGACAGCAGCCUCCUUGGAAAGAAGAAAAGCAUCCUGGGUUCAGACUAACAUCUGCACUUAACAGGACCAAUUCUGAUUCUGCUCUUCACACAAGUGCUCUGAGCACCAAGCCCCAGGACCCCUAUGGAGGAGGGGGCCAGUCAGCCUGGCCUGUCCCAUACAUGGGUUUCUGUGAUGGUGAGAAUGAUGGACAUGGGGAAGUAGCCUCUUUCCCUGGCCCAUUGAAAGAAGAGACUCUGUUAAAUGUUCCAAAGCCACUGCCAAAACAACUAUGGGAGACCAAGGAGAUUCAGUCCCUGUCAGGGCGUCCUCGAUCCUGUGAUGUUGGAGGUGGCAAUGCUUUCCCACAUAAUGGCCAAAACAUAGGCCUCACACCAUUUCUGGGGACCCUGAACACUGGAGGGUCAUUACCAGAUCUAACCAACCUCCAUUACUCGGUGCCCCUGCCAACCUCCCUGGACACCAGUGACCACCAUUUUGGUAGUAUGAGUGUGGGGAAUAGUGUGGGCAACCUCCCAGCUGCUAUGACUCACCUGGGGAUAAGAAGCUCCUCUGGUCUCCAGAGUUCUCGGAGUAACCCCUCUAUCCAAGCCACGCUCAAUAAGAUCGCACUUUCCUCUUCCCUAAAUAGCCACCCACAGACAUCAGUUGCGAAUGCGUCUGCCCUUCACCCUUCACUCCGUCUGUUUUCCCUUAGCAACCCGUCUCUUCCCACCACAAAUCUAAGUGGCCCUUCUCGGCGGAGGCAGCCACCUGUCAGCCCUCUCACACUUUCUCCUGGCCCUGAAGCACAUCAAGUUUUCAGCAGACAGCUCUCUUCAACCAGCCCACUGAACCCAUAUCCUGCCUCCCAGAUGGUGUCCUCAGAGCGAAGCCCACUUUCCUUCCUGCCCACUGAAGCUCACGCUCAAGUGUCCCCGCCGCCCCCUUAUCCCACACCCCAGGAGCUCGCACAGCCUCUCCUACAGCAGCCCCACACUCAAGAGCCCCCUGCCCAGCAGCCCCAGGCAACCUCAUCCCUGCCACAGUCAGACUUCCAGCUUCUCACGUCCCAGGGCUCGUCUUUGACCAACUUCUUCCCAGAUGUGGGCUUUGACCAGCAGUCUGUGAGGCCAGGCUCAGCCUUUCCUCAACAGGUUGAAGGAACUGAGACACAGAGAAGGGGAGCACCUGGCCCCAAUAGCAGACUUAGAAAGUGGCACAGCAACGUUGGAACACCCAGCACAGUGCCCCUGGUGCAACAAGGUCAUCGAGAACAACAGGACUCAUUUCAUUUGAGACCGAACCUGUAUUCCAACUGCGGGAACUUCCCAAACACAAUCCUGACAGAAGAUUCAAGCACCAGCCUGUUCAAAGACCUCAGCAGUGCACUAGCAGGCAUGCCUGAGGUCAGCCUGAAUGUGGACACUCCGUUUCCAUUGGAAGAGGAGCUCCAAAUUGAACCCCUGAGCCUGGACGGACUCAGCAUGUUGAGUGACUCCAGCAUGGGCCUGCUGGACCCCUCUGUGGAAGAGACGUUUCGAGCUGAUAGACUGUGAGCAGAAAGUAACGGGACAGGAGAAUCCCUGAAACAACCAAAACAGAGUGAAAUAGAAAAGAGCCAGUGAACACCCCUGGACUUCAGUUAUCCCAACACAGAAGGAACCAGCCCCAUGGCUUCAGGCUUUCAGCUGAGGUUCAGUUUCAGACUCCAUGGCUUUUUCUAGACACAGCUACGUCCUGCCUCCCAGGCCUGUGGCACAGGUUGUGCUGCUGCAGUCAGGCUGCUUUGGAGCUUCCAGUGAAUUAUGGAAAGCUCAUCCUCUGACCCCUCCAUCUUUUUAUUGGCCAUUUAGUUGGUCAGUGUGUAAAAGUAGAAAAUAUCAUGUAAUGAGAGACCUCAGUAGUACUGUGUAGUGCUCAGAACCACUGAUCUCGAUCAACACUGAAGACAGGACAUGGGACUGAAGACACGGGAGGCAGGCAGGGGCCAUGGGCCCCAUAGCAUUGGCUCAACAUUGUGCAACGGUACCAGAGCCCCACAAUGUCCUCUUCGAUCUGGCUGUUCAGGCAAGGCACCCUCCAGCUGGAGGACAUUCCAGGACUUAGACAAGAGCCAUGUUUCUCUCAGAUGCCUUAAUGAUAAUAUGAAGUUUAACCCCAAGUCCAAAGACAGACUUGCAUUCAGCAAACCAAAUGCUAGUUUUUCUCCCAGUUUGGAAUCUCUUUUCUGCUGCUUCAAUACACUUUUUCCUUAGGGACAGGAGGAAAAGGAAGACAAUUAUUUUAUUCAGUCACUGUAAAAAGGUCCCUGGUAAUGGAUGAGCCUGAGUAAAACAGUGUUCCUUCCUAGAGGCAGGGGAAGAAAGAGAAGGGACUAUAGGUAUCUCAGACACAGGGUGACCUCCAGACAAACUCCAGACAAGCACAGUUCUCCCUACACACCAACUGGAAGGAGCAAUGAAGGUUUUUGCACCCACCCAGCAACUGAAUUUCCCUAUCAUCUCCAGAGGGCUUCUCUGUUGGUCUAGAUCAUAAGCUCCUAGAGGGCAGGGGCUGUGCCUUAUUCCUCAUUGAACCGCUAGUACCCAACAAGUGCCUGGUAUGGAAUAAGUGCCUCAUAACUGUGUGUUAAAUACACGCAUGUGUAUGCGUGUGCAUGAAUGAAUGAAUGGAUCUGCCAUGCUAUAAGGCAUUCUAAUCUGUAACUAUCCCCACUCCCUACCAAAUCGUCUCAGAGGUUUAGCUGUUCUAAUGCUUGUGCCUGUGCUUAAGUUAAGCAUGCACUUUAAUAUGCUUUUAACACUAGGUGACCAAAUCUACCACUAGACUCGGGGUCAUGUUCCAUAGCAGGUAAGAGGCAAUUGUCUCCUGGGUGCAUCCAGAGUGGCUAAGCAAACCCAGGUCCCCAAGUGCUUGUACCUGAAGAAUUAUAACUAGGCCUUCACCUCAGAAGAUCUUCCCUCUCAGAUCCAUGUUUUGCUGUAAAUGGCUUUAAACAUGCUUUGAGGUAAAAGAAAUAAGUUUAUAGUAAAUGAAGGCUUGGUUCAUGCAACCAUCAUUAUUCCUUAAUACCUUAUCAUGAAAUAGUUUGAUCAUAUUUCCACCUGCCUCCUCUGACUUAGCCCCUGAACAGAAAACACGAUGAUGCCCACAGAGCACUAAAAGGGAAGAGCUAGGCAAUGAGAAGAUGGGGUUGGGGGGAGAACCCUGAAGGAGGGAUGAGCUGCUAGAACAUUUGCUUGAACUGCUCCCACCCAAAGAAGUGAGGCUGCAUGAGGAGGGUCUGAAUCUGACACCUCUGUGGUUUCAGGAUCCUGGCUGGAUGGCUCUCCAGGCCUCAUCUUUGGCCCUAUCUCUGAUCUUGCAAACAACCCUGACAGUGCCUUCAUUCCACCUUCCUCUGGAACCCAAGAAUUCUUGUUCUCCCAUUUACCCUGAAUCUGCUGUUAAGUUAGGAAACCAACCAAAGACCUCCUUGUCCAAUUUCUGCUUCAGGAAGGGGCUCUUGGCUUCCCAUGGCAAACCUUAUUCCCAGUUAAACUUUCAGAUCCCUUUAUGCAGAUCUCAGAAAGGGGUGACUUUUUGUUACAAUAAAAGAGCCUUCCAGUUGUAAAGCUACCCAUAACCCAGUGUGCCAAUAGAAACCAGCUCCUACGUUAGAGGCUCCCAAAUCAGAUCUUGCCUUUCAGGCAGGAGUGGCGCAGAUGUUAUAAGAGUGUGUUAUUUGAAGAAAAAUCCACUCCUUGCGUAGUGCCUUACCCAUGGGAAUCAUGGUGUCAGGGUCCCAGUUCACUCUACAUAGCAGCCCUGCCUUGCAACAGAGACCCCAAGACCCACAGGAUGAGUUGCACUGCCCCUGGGACAUUCUUCAUGUUACUAUUGAAGUGUAGACACCCAGGGAAAGACGGUAAUGAGGACAAUGUGGUUUAGAACUGAAUUAAAUCUGCCCAUAGCUCCAUCAGUCUGGUCUUUUCUUGUGAAAAGAUUCUGGGCAUUAUAAAGCCCACCUUGCCUAGAUGGUAUUAGGGACACCGGGGACAGUGCUGCCUGCCCCUCAACGUGUAAGCCUGUACUCACUGCUGCCUUUGUAAUAAGCCAGUCUUGGUCCUUAGCAUUGGAAAUGGCUACAGACUUCAGAAAAGAAAAAAAAAAACAAAACAAAACUAUAUUUGAAUAUUUAGUUUUGUCACAAGACAUCAAUCAUACUCUCAUUUACUAGCAGUUAAAAAU
Messenger RNA from Sciurus carolinensis (gray squirrel), 4806 nucleotides. RefSeq names its product CREB regulated transcription coactivator 3 (gene Crtc3). Gene Ontology annotation, molecular function: cAMP response element binding protein binding. NCBI's taxonomy places the organism in Eukaryota, Metazoa, Chordata, Mammalia, Rodentia, Sciuridae. Gene Ontology annotation, biological process: protein homotetramerization; positive regulation of transcription by RNA polymerase II. Bases 183 to 2132 code for a protein of 649 amino acids. The transcript is spliced from 16 exons. Gene Ontology annotation, cellular component: nucleus; cytoplasm. The record is from RefSeq and is a predicted model, not a curated record.